AUGGCUGAGGCCACCCUUCAUAACGUGCCAAUUGUCAUUGACAAUGGCAGUGGAACUAUCCGAGCAGGCUUCGCAGGAGAAGAGAUUCCGUCAUGUUAUUUCCCUUCGUUCGUUGGUCGUCCCAAACACCCGCGGGUCAUGGCGGGUGGUCUGGAAGGCGACUCCUUCAUCGGCCAGCGCGCACAGGAUCUCCGUGGUCUAUUGAAGAUCCGUUAUCCUCUUGAACAUGGUAUUGUUACAAACUGGGAGGAUAUGGAAUCUAUCUGGCACUAUGUCUACGAGAACGAACUCAAGACUCUCCCCGAGGAACACCCUGUACUGCUCACGGAACCUCCGCUGAACCCUCGCGCAAACCGGGAUAUCGCGGCCCAACUCAUGUUCGAGGCUUUUAAUGUGCCAGCAUUGUACAUGUCAAUUCAAGCUGUGCUCUCCCUUUACGCGUCUGGGCGCACAACUGGUGUGGUUCUGGACUCUGGAGAUGGUGUCUCUCAUGCGGUGCCUGUGUUUGAGGGUUUCGCUAUUCCGAACAGUAUUCGCCGAAUCGAUGUGGCUGGUCGUGAUGUCACAGAACAAUUGCAAUUACUUCUCCGCAAAGCUGGGCAUGUUUUGCAUACCAGUGCCGAGAAGGAGGUCGUCCGCAUGAUUAAGGAGAAGGUCUGCUACGUGUCGCUGGAUCCGAAGCGCGAGGAGAAGGAGUGGAUGAACAAUUAUCACAAGUCAGAUGCAAAGGCAGUCGACUAUGUUCUACCAGAUGGACACAAGAUUAAGAUCGGUCAAGAACGUUACCGUGCCCCUGAGAUUCUCUUCGAUCCCGAAUUGAUCGGCCUCGAAUACCCUGGUGUGCACCAAAUCGUGCAGGACGCUAUCACUCGUACAGAUCUCGAUUUGCGCAAGUCACUAUACCUUAACAUUGUGCUUUCUGGUGGAUCGACACUCUGCAAGAACUUCCCCGAUCGUCUUAUGCGUGAAAUCAAGCGACUCGCCGUUGAGGAUAUGAAGAUCCGUAUUUCCGCGCCUGCAGAGCGCAAAUACACCACCUGGAUCGGUGGUAGUAUUCUUGCAGGUCUCAGCACAUUCAGAAAGAUGUGGGUCAGCGCAGAUGAAUGGCAUGAGGACCCCGAGGUUAUCUUCAAACGAUUCGCAUAG
Molecule: messenger RNA, 1146 nt
Organism: Penicillium malachiteum
Lineage: Eukaryota; Fungi; Ascomycota; Eurotiomycetes; Eurotiales; Aspergillaceae
Product: actin-related protein ArpA
Exons: 3
Coding region: 1-1146 (381 amino acids)
Source: RefSeq, a predicted model, not a curated record